CCGCAGCUCACUUUUUUCCAACCAACUCAUCUGAAAAGAAGUGGAACAACGCACUCACUCCAUUUGUUUCUUUUUUUACAUUUAUUAGAGUCUUUUACUUUGUUCAUAGUGAAACGCGGAAAACAGUCAAACAAAGGCGCAAACGAAAAAAAAAGAAAAUAGGAGAAAAGCUAUUUAGAAGAAGUGUUUAAAAAAGAUAGUGCGUCAAUUAAAUGUGACGUAGAGAGCAAAGAUAGAAAAAGAAAUAAUAAUAAAAACAGAAAAUCAAUUUCAAAACAAACGGCAGUUAUUUAACGGAGAUAAAAGUGCAUAAAUCGUUAUUCGAUUCGAUUUAAAGGUGAUCUAAAGGAAAUCUGUGUUUUUCGUAUACGCACGUCGUCAUAAUAUUUGUAAGUGCGUAACCGAAGUUGAAAAAAAAAAUAAUAAUAAACAGACAAACAGUUCAGUAGUCUUCAGUCGGGAAAGAAGAUUUUCCUAGGAAACAUUUUAUUGAUCUAGUUUUACCAGAGAAGAGAUCUAGUUUCGUGUGUCUUCUUGAGAUCACUAGUGUAUCUACUAUUUAAAAGCGAUUAAAAGUUAUAGUCUAAUCAAGAAUGGCUGAUGUGUCACAUGAACUCGGAGCGUUGCGAUUUGUUGUGGAAUCUCCCCUAUCAUCAAAAGUUGCAAUGUUUAAUAACGCUGUAUCGAAACACCAGGAAUCACAACACUUGAACCCUUUUUCACAAUCAGGUGUAGGUGGUCUUCCCAAGCCAACUUUUAAGAAAGGUGAAUAUGGAAAACCUUUAGCUGGAAGCCUGACAGAACAACGUGGUCAAAAAGCCAACAUUCACGUUCUUAAGGAAAUGCUUGAGCUUUGUCAAAUUAUUGAUUCUGAAGGCUACGAUGUUAAAGACGAACCUGAAAUGAAAGUCAUUCCAUUUGGUGAACUUUUCAAUAUCUAUACUUACAUAUCUGAUAAAGUUGUUGGCAUUUUACUUCGAGCACGCAAACAUAAACUUGUUGAAUUUGAAGGAGAAGUUUUGUUUCAGCAUCGUGACGAAGAUGUUCCAGUGUUUUUGUUGAAACCAAUCAAAGAAAUUCGUCAAAUUUUAACAGAUAAACAAGAUGAAAUUCGACGCAGUGUCAGUCCGGCUCCUCAAGCAACAUCUGUAAUAAUGGAUCAACAAAAAACACCACGCCCAAGUCCAUCACCUUCGCCAAAACCAAAAGCAAGUACCACAAAAAAGGCACAGGAAAAAACCGAAGGUGCCAAAGUAGAAAUCGUUAAGCCCAUCGCACAAAAAGCAAAUCCUAUCAUAAAUGUUGAAGAUAAAUCGAAAACUGAAGUUCAAAACAACAUACCGGCAGUAACAGCCGAACCGGCACCUCAAGAAUCCAAAGUAGAACAAGUGCAAGUGGAACCCGUUAAAGAAGUAACAGAAGGAUCUUCAAAAUCUGAAGAAUCACCACCAGCUGCAGAAAUAAAAGAAUCUGUUCCAACUGUUCCUGAGACAAUAGUAACUCCACCAACACCUACAGUUGAAUCAGCUCCUACAAGUAUUGCUCCAACGUCGUCGGUGGAAGCUAACGAAGCAAUCCCUGCAGUUGUCGAAGAAAAACCAGAUGUAAAUAAUAACAACGAUGAAGCUCCUGCGAUAAUUGUUGCAAAUGAAAUAUCAUCGAUUGAAGACCAAUCCCCAGCCGACACAGGCUCGGCUACAACCACAAUCCCAAACACUGCAGACAUUUAAUUUCUAAGUAAACCACCUAUUACUGUUUAAAAUAGCUUUAAUAAAAGUCCUAGUUAAGGUUUUAUUUAAUUCGGAUCUAAUCGA
Messenger RNA from Episyrphus balteatus (marmalade hoverfly), 1814 nucleotides. RefSeq lists its product as uncharacterized. Gene Ontology annotation, molecular function: actin binding. The transcript has 4 exons. The record is from RefSeq and is a predicted model, not a curated record. Bases 594 to 1730 code for a protein of 378 amino acids. Gene Ontology annotation, biological process: positive regulation of Rho protein signal transduction. NCBI's taxonomy places the organism in Eukaryota, Metazoa, Arthropoda, Insecta, Diptera, Syrphidae.